UCUCUCUCUCUCUCUCUCUCUCUCUCUCUCUUCCACCCCCGCUUCCCGCCAAAUCCAACACACAACCCCCCGAUCCGCGCGAAAUCCAAUGCUCUUCGUCAACACGCUCGCCGUGUUCGCGUCGUACGUCCUCUUCUACGUCUUCGGAGGCUACUUCUUUGUGAGCCAGUUAUUCAAGGAUUAUGAAGUUCGCAAUUCUCUCGUUCAGCAGAUUUACGCAGUAACGUUCGCCAUCUCAUGUGCAAUGUUCGAGCUCAUCAUAUUCGAGAUUUUGGACAUUUUGGAUCGGUCGUCUCGGUUGUUCCAUUGGAGGCUGGCUAUUUGCCUCAUGUUGUUUAUUCUCAUUGUACUAAUACCGCUCUAUCAAAUAUUCCUCAGUCUUCGGAACAUCAAGAUUCCAACACGAAGAGCUUCCUUGGCCGCUGGAUCCCUCUGGCUAAUUUACAUUUACUUUUUCUGGCGCCUCGGAGACUCGUUUCCAAUCCUGUCGGCCCAUCAUGGCAUCUUUACCAUCGAGCAGGGCAUUAGUCGAGUUGGAGUGAUUGGUGUCACGCUGAUGGCCAUUCUCUCUGGGCUUGGCGCUGUGAACUGUCCAUACACGUACAUGACCAUGUUCUUGCGAGCUGUCGAGGAUGCUGAAGUUCAGGAUUUGGAGAAAAAGUAUCUGCACACGCUAGACUUGAUAUACAGCAAAAAGCGCAAAGUGGUGAUGACCAAAAAGGACAGAACUAUGGAAGGCUCGUCACCAACACAACAGAGCGCAGAGUCAGGGCCAUCCUUGUUCGGAAGAGUGGCCAGCCUCUUUGGACGGCAGUCCGAGCACGAGAACAUUGUGCUUCUCGAGCAGGAGAUGCGCGCGUUGGAGCAAUCGAGUCGACAGCAGUUCCUGGAGCUCUCGGAGUUGCACGACGCGCAAGACCGAAAAGCGUAUUCCCAGACCUGGAAGGGUCGGUACUUUAACGCUCUCGGCUAUUUUUUCUCAGUGUACUGCGUCUACAAGAUUUUCAUGUGCUGCAUCAAUAUCAUCUUCGACCGUGUCGGCAAGGUGGAUCCAGUGACGCGUGGCAUUGAAAUUACCGUCGUGUACUUGAACAUGGAUUUCGACGUCAACUUUUGGUCUCAGCACAUUUCCUUCAUUCUUGUGGGCAUUAUUAUUGUGACCUCUAUUCGAGGCUUACUCAUCCAAUUGACAAAGUUCUUCUAUGCAAUCUCAAGUAGCUCGUCCUCCAAUAUUCUCGUGCUAUUCCUUGCGCAAAUCAUGGGCAUGUACUUUGUUUCGUCGGUCUUGCUGAUGCGAAUGAACAUGCCACUCGAAUAUCGAAUCAUCAUCACCGAGGUGCUGGGCGAUAUCCAAUUCAACUUUUACCACCGCUGGUUUGACGUGAUCUUCCUCUUUAGCGCGGUCGCCAACCUUCUCCUCAUCGGUCUUACCCAUCAGUUUGCCGUGCGGGACACCAACGUCGGCCCUCGAUCGAGCAAAGGCGCCUUCAAGAGUAUUUCGUGAUUGUGCCGAAGCGCGCUCAAAUGCCAUCUUUCGACAAUUGUCAAAAUGCACAGUGUUUCAUUCCAG
Molecule: messenger RNA, 1570 nt
Organism: Capsaspora owczarzaki ATCC 30864
Lineage: Eukaryota; Filasterea; Ministeriida; Capsasporidae
Exons: 12
Coding region: 89-1504 (471 amino acids)
Biological process (GO): intracellular pH reduction
Cellular component (GO): Golgi cisterna membrane
Molecular function (GO): voltage-gated monoatomic anion channel activity
Source: RefSeq, a predicted model, not a curated record